AUGCCCUGUUUGAACAAAGCUUGGCCAACAGGUUUUUUACCGCUGACCCAGCCAACACACGGCGGGGACAUAGUGAGAAAAUUUUCAAGCUCAGAGCACACAUUCAUUAGACAAAAUUUUUUAUCAUUUCGGGUUGAAGGCGCGUGUAAUGACCUUCCCCCGACGGUUGUUCACGCUCCUUCUAGAACCCAGUUUAAAGCACUGUUAGGCACUUAUUUAUGUGAACGACAGCCACUGACCGCCAGAAACAAAAGCGACCCGGGAAACUUGGACAAAAGGCUCGAUCCUGUGUAUCCAUCCCUGUUACUGAUUGGGGAUUCUGGUGUUGGAAAGACGUGUUUGCUGUUUAGAUUCUCAGAAGAUGACUUCAAUUCAACAUUUAUUGCCACAAUAGGAAUCGACUUCAAAAUACGAACAAUCGACAUAGACGGGAAGAAGAUAAAACUGCAAAUUUGGGAUACAGCCGGACAAGAAAGAUUUAGGACUAUCACUACAGCCUACUACAGGGGCGCCAUGGGUAUCAUGCUCGUUUAUGACGUUACAAACGCGAAAUCCUUCAAGAAUAUUAAUCUCUGGAUGCGGAACAUAGACCAGCAUGCCAACCAGGACGUGGAAAAAAUGCUACUGGGUAACAAAUGUGACAUGGUUGAUCAGCGGCAAGUUACACGGGAGGAAGGUCAAGAUCUCGCCAACAUGUUCAGCAUCCCGUUCCUAGAAACCAGUGCCAAAUCUGGUGCCAGCGUCGAUGAUGCAUUCAGACAACUAGCCCGGGACAUCAAAGUAAAAAUGGAAAAGAAAAUGGACAUGGCUGGCCCGCCAAAGCAAGACCUGAAAAACCUGAACAGUGGUCGUCACAAGCGCCAAUUUUGGCGGUGCUCUUUCAAACAGUGUGGUUGGAUUAAAAGCGGUCGAACCUGCGUUCCAGGUCAGUCACCAAUCAAAAACAAAAUUGGUACGCAAAACAUAAGGUUGACGGAAAACUCGGGGACGCCCCCACAUGAUGAGCUCCAAAAGAUCAGAAACCGGUCGUGGGUUGUCGAAGAAUUUUCAGCAACCUUAUGA
Molecule: messenger RNA, 1062 nt
Organism: Opisthorchis viverrini
Lineage: Eukaryota; Metazoa; Platyhelminthes; Trematoda; Opisthorchiida; Opisthorchiidae
Exons: 10
Coding region: 1-1062 (353 amino acids)
Biological process (GO): regulation of exocytosis; protein localization to plasma membrane; protein secretion
Cellular component (GO): plasma membrane; endosome; synaptic vesicle
Molecular function (GO): GTP binding; GTPase activity
Source: RefSeq, a predicted model, not a curated record